Molecule: messenger RNA, 1931 nt
Organism: Monosiga brevicollis MX1
Lineage: Eukaryota; Choanoflagellata; Craspedida; Salpingoecidae
Exons: 15
Coding region: 230-1861 (543 amino acids)
Biological process (GO): maturation of SSU-rRNA
Molecular function (GO): RNA helicase activity; ATP binding; nucleic acid binding
Source: RefSeq, a predicted model, not a curated record
UUCACGCUUUCCACGUGUCGAACGACGAGGGAGGUGACGGCGAGAAUUUGGCAGCGUGUGCAGAACGGCAUUGGCGUGUUACUACGAGGCACCACAGUUGUUAUAUCGUGAUUGAACAUCACGGCAAUAUACGACUCUCGGGAGUUGAGCAACUGGCACGGUCGACGUUGGGUGGGGUGCGCAGGCUGAGCGACUUCACCACGCACAAGUCCGCACUCGACACUUGAUCAUGUCUCAAAACGAUGCGUUUCACAUGCUCACGGCGGGCCUUCGCGUCCGUCGGCCAGCCUCAAGCACCGGCAUGGCUGCACAGCGAGGCAAAAAGUCGUCCAUGUUCACCCUUGACACUACAACGGCUGACACAGACUCUUCCCAAGAGGACGUUGCCGCAUUGCGUAAGCGCCACCGCAUUCAUGUGCGUGGCAGCGACGUCCCCGCACCUGUCACGAGCUUUGCCCAACUGGGAAAGCCUGCUGCGGGCCCUGCUGCCAGCUCAGGGCUGCUCCAGGCACUGACUGAGUUUUUCAAGGAACCCAGUCCCAUCCAGAUGCAAGCUAUUCCAGCGCUUCUGUCCAACCGCGAUGUUGUUGGCGUCGCUCCUACUGGCUCCGGUAAAACCCUGGCCUUUGCAGUACCCAUGAUGCAGCUCUUGCAGGCCCCAAAGGAGGAAGGCUUCCGCUGUUGUAUUUUGGCUCCCACUCGAGAACUGGCAGCUCAGAUCAAGCGCGAACUGGAUCUGCUCAACACCCACUUGCACUUGAAGAUUAGCCUUCUCACCAAGGCCCGGGCCGCUUCAGGCAGCCUGACGUCAAGCAAAAAACAUGGUUGGUGGCCUGGUUGCCCCAAAAUGAUCCCGGUCUGUCCAAAGGUUUUGCUCAAGCUCACUUGGUGUAUGCGUGCUCGCCCAGACAUCUUGGUGGCCACCCCCAUGCGUUUGGUACAUGCUUUGCAGCACAAAUUGGUGGAUUUGAGCGCCGUGCGCUGGCUUGUUGUUGAUGAGGCCGAUCGGCUCUUCGAAAAUGGCUUUGAACAGCAGAUCGAUGAGGUGAUUGCUGCCUGUUCUCACAAAAAGCGCCGCAUUGCUCUCUUCAGUGCCACCAUGCCUGAACGUGUCGAGACGUUGGCCCAGACAGUACUGCAUGAUUACGUCCGCAUUGUCGUGGGUGCGGCAAACGCUGCCAACCAGGACGUUGAACAAGAGUUGAAGUUUGUGGGCAGUGAAGAAGGCAAAAUGACUGCCAUUCGUCAGAUGCUGCAGACGGGCCUGCAGCCACCCGUACUCAUUUUCGUGCAGUCCAAGUCGCGAGCGCAGCAGUUGUUUGAGGAGCUGGUGUACGAAAAUGUCAACGUCGACGUGAUCCACGCUGACCGCACACAGCAGCAGCGCGAUGAAGUUGUCAAGCGCUUCCGUGAAGGCCAAGUUUGGGUUCUUAUUUGUACCGACCUCAUGGGCCGUGGUGUUGAUUUCAAGGCGGUUAAUGUCGUCAUCAACUAUGACUUUCCCCCCAACGCCACUGAAUACAUCCAUCGUGUUGGUCGUACCGGUCGUGCUGGCCAUCGGGGCCGUGCCGUGACAUUUUUUACCGUUGAUGACCGACCCAUGCUGCGCAACAUUGCCAACGUGGUCAAAGCGUCUGGAUCGGAAGUGCCAGAGUGGAUGCUCAAGCUCAAGAAAACGGAAAAGCAACGGUCCCGUCAGAUUGAGCGUGCGCCAGUCAGCAGCAAUCCCAACGUCCAGGCUGCCGACAAGAAGACCAAGGCCAAGCGGGCGCAAAAGGCGAGCGAUGCCGGUGCCGCGCCUCCGAAGAAGGGAAAGCAUCGCUCUACGACACGGGGCAGCACCAAGGGGGCGUCCGCCUAGGCGACUACCGUGCCUCACAGCUUUAAAUUUUACCUCCCUUUGCCGCUACAAUCGAGUGCUUUAGAAAAGU